AUGUUUAAGUACCGGAUCCGCAUGUUUUUCAAUGAACUGAAAGUGCUGGCACGGCUGCGGUCCGGAUCCAGGGGGAGGACCGACACUGACACCGAUCCAGACAGACGCACGAGAAUGCGCGGGCUCGGCGUGGGAGGCUGCGGCUGCCCCCCUUUGGACUGCUCUGACCGGGACGAUGAGGAGGAGUACUAUGGUGCUGACCCCCGGCCGCGGAGCCUGGCGUGUGCGGAGAGGGACGCCAAACUCCAAGCGGGCCUGGACGCUUCACUCCCCAGCCUCGCAGAGAGCGGCAUGCGCUCGCCGCAGUGCCGGAUCUGCUUCCAGGGGCCUGAGCAGGGGGAGCUGUUGAGCCCCUGUCGCUGUGAUGGCUCUGUGCGCUGUACACAUCAGGCUUGCCUUAUCCGCUGGAUCAGUGAGAGAGGCUCCUGGAGCUGUGAACUCUGCUACUUCAAAUACCACGUUCUGGCCAUCAGCACCAAGAACCCACUGCAGUGGCAGGCCAUCUCUCUGACUGUGAUUGAGAAGGUCCAGAUCGCUGCCAUCAUCCUGGGCUCAUUGUUCCUUGUCGCCAGUAUCUCCUGGCUGGUCUGGUCCUCCUUCAGCCCCUCGGCCAAGUGGCAGCGCCAGGAUCUGCUCUUCCAGAUAUGUUACGGCAUGUACGGCUUCAUGGACAUCGUGUGUAUAGGCCUUAUAAUUCAUGAAGGAUCCUCUGUUUACCGGAUCUUUAAGCGCUGGCAGGCGGUGAACCAGCAGUGGAGAGUACUGAACUAUGAGAAAGCUCAGGACUUGGGUGAGCCCAUCAGUCCCAGCAGGAAGGGUGCCGGCCCCAGCGGGAGGCUCCCUCCUCAUGGCUCCACUGUCCCAGGAGGCGGAGGGCCGAGUCGCCAUGUCAGGACUCCUCUCAACCACCACUGUGGCUAUACGAUUUUGCACAUCCUCAGCCAGUUAAGAGCCAGUGGUCCACAUAUCAGCACCAACGACGAGGUGGUCAUGAGGGUGACCACCGUGUGA
Molecule: messenger RNA, 1011 nt
Organism: Myripristis murdjan (pinecone soldierfish)
Lineage: Eukaryota; Metazoa; Chordata; Actinopteri; Holocentriformes; Holocentridae
Product: E3 ubiquitin-protein ligase MARCH9-like
Exons: 4
Coding region: 1-1011 (336 amino acids)
Biological process (GO): protein ubiquitination
Molecular function (GO): ubiquitin-protein transferase activity; zinc ion binding
Source: RefSeq, a predicted model, not a curated record